AUGAGUGGUUAUAAGAGCUUGGGGGCACUAGAGAAGCUCACCACCAUAGAUUUCUCCCACAAUUUGUUCGACAACAGUAUUGCUCCUUUCCUAAGUGCUGCAGCAUCGCUUAGGACUCUACAUCUUGACUCUAAUUAUAUGGAAGGUGUCUUUCCUCCUAAAGAACUUUCCAACAUGACAAAACUGAGAGUGUUAAACUUGAUGGACAACAGUUUCAGUUUAUUAUCCGUUCAAGGUUUAAUAACCGGAAUCAGAGAAUUAGAAGUACUGGAUCUUAGUUUCAAUGGUGUCAACGACUCUGAGGCUAGUCACAGGUAUAGUACGGCGAAACUGAAAACACUAGAUCUUACUUACAAUCUAUUGUCAGAUUUUUCUCAGUUAAAAGCACUGGAAGAUUUGAAAAAGUUGCAAGAACUGGAUCUCAGUGACAAUGGGUUCACAAAUUUGGAUCGUGGUUUAGUGAUUCCAACAUCUUUACAAGUAUUGGAUCUCAAAGGGAAUCGAUUAUCUUUGACCCACGAAGGCAAUUUAGAGAUUUGCAGACUAAUAAAUCUCGUGGAGGUGGAUUUGAGCAGAAAUGCCUUAACAGUUCUACCUAAUUGCUUGGGUAACUUGACGCAUCUUCGAACUCUUGAUCUAUCGAGCAACUUAUUAAACGGAGACCUAUCUUCCUUUGUGUCUGGUCUACCAUCAGUUCUUCAAUACUUGUCGCUUAUCGAUAAUAACUUCAACAGUUCCUUCUCGUUCAACUCACUGGCCAAUCAAACAAGACUCACCGUAUUCAAACUGUCAUCAGUCGUCGGUAUGAUCCAAGUUCAGACUGAGCGUUUUUGGGCUCCGUUGUUUCAGUUAAAGAUGUUACAUUUAUCCAAUUGCAGUCUUGGCAGCACAAUGCUCGGCUUCCUCAUGCAUCAGCGUGACUUGUGUUUCGUUGAUCUCUCUCAUAACAAGUUGACAGGAACAUUCCCGGCUUGGCUUGUGAAGAACAACACAAGGCUGCAGACUAUUUUACUAAGUGGGAACUCAUUGACAAAGCUUCAACUACCUACGCUUGCUCAUGGCUUGCAAGUUCUCGAUGUCUCGACUAACAUGAUAUAUGAUUCAGUUCAACAAGACAUAGGGCUUGUUUUUCCAAACCUGAGGUAUAUGAACUUCUCUUCGAAUCAUUUUCAAGGAACCAUUCCAUCUUCGAUUGGCGAGAUGAAAAGCUUACAAGUCUUGGACAUGUCUUCUAAUGAUCUAAAUGGGCAGCUGCCUGAAACACUUUUAAGUGGUUGCUACUCGCUGAAGGUUCUGAAGCUCUCCAACAACCAAUUACAGGGGAGUGUAUUUUCAAGGCAUGCAAAUCUUACUGGUUUGCUCGGGCUUUUUCUUGAUGGCAACAAUUUUAGUGAGAGUCUUGAAACGGGAUUGUUGAAGUCAAAGAAUCUAACUCUUUUAGACAUAUCAGAUAAUAGGUUUUCGGGGAUGCUUCCGCUUUGGAUUGGUCGGAUGUUAAGCCUUUCCUACAUAUACAUGAAGGGAAAUCAGCUAAAAGGUGCUUUCCCUUUUCAACUACAGAGUCGUUGGGUCGAGGUUAUGGACAUCUCACACAAUAGCUUCUCUGGUUCCAUACCAAAGAAUGUGAAUUUUCCAUCUCUCAGAGAGCUGAGAUUGCAGAACAAUGAGUUUAUGGGCUCAGUUCCGGGUAGUUUAUUCAAGGCUGAGGCAUUAGAGGUGCUUGAUUUGCGGAACAACAAUUUUUCCGGAAUAGUAUUGAACACUGAUGGCGAGACAUCUAAGCUACGUGUUCUUCUUCUACGGAAUAAUAGCUUUCAUACUCAUAUCCCUGAGAAACUAUGUCAGCUGAGUGAAGUUGGUCUCCUGGACUUAUCUCACAAUGAAUUCGAAGGCGACAUACCAUCAUGUUUCAGUAAUAUGUCUUUUGGUGCAGAGAGAUACGAGCGUACCAUGUCGUUCGUUGCAGAUUUUGACCUCUCGUACAUUACAUUUUUGCGAAACUGUCAGUACGCAUCGCAUCUUAGCUUGGAUGGUAAUGUCAGGAACGGUUACCAGUCGAAACCAGCAACCGUAGUGGAUUUUCUAACGAAAAGCAGAUAUGAAGCAUAUCAAGGUGAUGUUCUCAGUUACAUGUAUGGUCUGGAUUUGUCAAGCAACCAAUUAUCCGGUGAGAUUCCAGCUGAGAUCGGAGAUCUAGAGAAUAUCAGAUCCCUGAAUUUGUCAAGAAACCUCCUCACAGGCUCCAUACCAGAUAGCAUUUCAAAGCUGAAGGGGUUAGAGAGUCUUGAUUUAUCCAACAAUAAGCUAGGAGGAAGCAUCCCUCCUGAGCUAGCCGAUCUCAACAGUUUGGGAUACUUGAAUAUCUCAUACAACAAUUUAUCCGGUGAGAUCCCUUUCACAGGCCAUCUUGUAACCUUUGACGAAACGAGUUACAGAGGCAAUGCUCAUCUCUGUGGACUUCCUACCAAGAAAAGCUGCAACCCGGAGAGAGUCUCGGAGCCAAGUGCAUCAAAGCAGGCCAAAGAGGAAGAAGAAGAAGAAGAAGAAGGUGGUGGUGUGAUAGAUAUGGUGUGGUUUUAUUGGACUUGUGGUGCAGUCUACAUCUCCACAUUAAUGGCCUUGUUUGCGUUUCUCUGCAUAGACACACGCUGGUCCCGUGAAUGGUUUUAUCGGAUCGAUCUAUUUGUUCAUCAUCUUCAACGCCUCAAGCGUUCCUUUGUCUGCAACUGA
Thlaspi arvense is the source of this 2730-nucleotide messenger RNA. Lineage: Eukaryota; Viridiplantae; Streptophyta; Magnoliopsida; Brassicales; Brassicaceae. The record is from the annotation of a GenBank genome assembly.